Closterium sp. Naga37s-1 is the source of this 477-nucleotide messenger RNA. The record is from the annotation of a GenBank genome assembly. Lineage: Eukaryota; Viridiplantae; Streptophyta; Zygnematophyceae; Desmidiales; Closteriaceae.
AUGCCCGCGAGCAACGGCGACCCACUGCAUGCAACUCUCGAAAUCCGGCGGAACCUCACCAUGGCGACUCCUCGCUCCGUCUUCAUCCUCGCGUUGGUUCUCGCCACGCUUCCCGCACUCUAUGCCGCGUCCGCGCCACUGCGGGGCGACAUCGCUGCUGGGGGAAGCGCGGGCGAGGACGCGGCGAGUUGGGGCCGCAUGCUGCUGGAAGCGAGCGGCGGUGACGUGGACGUGGGUGGCGAGGAGGAGGAGGACGGGCUGGACGAGGCGGUGCGGGUGCUGCUGAGCUGGAAGAAGAUCAAGAACGGGAUCAAGAACGCGGCGAGCAAGGCGGGAGGGGUGGCGAAGAAGGUGGUGCAGAAGGGCGGCGUGGACGCGCUCAAGGCGGCGGCCAAGGGGUUCAGCAACGGCGGCUUGAAGGGCGCUCUCAAGGCCGGCGGUACCUCGUUUGCUAGCACCGCGAAAAAGAUGGUGUAG